UGUCUCGCGGGCUGGCGUGACGCCAGAACUUCACCGACAUGACAGCAAUCGGCCGUCGGUACAACGCCUCCUUCCAGCAGACGAUGCUGCGCAUCAAGGACCCAAAGGUCUCGGUCCCAUUCUACGAGCGCCACUUUGGGAUGAAGCUCGUGCACCGGUACGACUUUCCUCAGUGGAAGUUUUCGCUCUAUUUUCUCGAGCGGCCGCGCGACGCCGCCGCCGCAGCGCUGCCCUCGCCGGGCACGAAGGCGUCCGAGGCGUAUCUCUGGUCGAUGACGGGCACCACGCUCGAGCUGACGCAGCGCAGCGCAGCGCAGCGCAUUUGAGAUGAGCUGAGCCUUCCCUCACCCUUCUCGUCUGGCCCUCAGGCACAACCACGGCUCAGAGGAAGACGACUCCUUCUCGGUGUGGAGCGGCAACUGCGGCAGCGACCUGCCGGCCGAGUCUCCGCUCUUUCGCGCGGGCGUGGUGAGAGGCUUCGGGCACAUCGCCUUCAACGUGGAGGAUGUGUACGCGAUGAGCGCGGCGCUCGAAGCGGCGGGCGUCGCCUUCCAGAAGCGGCCCGACGAGGGGAGGAUGAAGGGGCUCGCCUUCUGCCUCGACCCGGACGGGUACUGGAUCGAGCUCGUCAAGCGGGAGGAGGGCCUCUUCCCGGAGCCGCAGAACCUCUCUCAGACGAUGAUGCGAGUCAAGGACGCCGACCGCACGAUCCACUUCUACCGCGACAUCCUCGGGAUGGACUUGGUGCGGGCGAUGCACAUCCCUGGCGACUUUACAAACUACUUUUUCGCCAACUUGACGCCGGCGCAGAGGGAGGCGAUGGCGGACCCGGAGUCGGCGGAGGCGCGAGCGGCGGUCAAGACGCUGUGGCAGCCGGUGCUCGAGCUAACGCACAACCACGGCACCGAGAAGGACGACGCCUUCCACGUGCACACCGGCAACUCGGAGCCGCUCGGCUUUGGCCACAUCGGCUUCCUCGUCGACGACCUCGAGGCGACGUGCAAGGAGAUGGAGCAGGCGGGCGUCCCCUUCCACAAGAGGCCGCAGGACGGCGGCAUGAGCAGCCUCGCAUUCGCCCUCGACCCGAGCGGCUACCGGGUCGAGCUCGUGCAGCGCGGCGCCUCGUUCGCAGGCGUGUGCUCCAACUUUUGAGGAGCGGGGCCCGGCGUGUGCAGCACGCCAGAGGCACGCCGUUUCGCGUUUGUUUGGGUCUCUCCCCUUCCCACGGCCCGGCGCCCGCCGCGCACGGGGUGUCAGACCGACGGCCGACGCCGCGACGCCGGGGCCGCGUGUUCAUUGUUCUCUUUUUCAUAAUUGGCC
Emiliania huxleyi CCMP1516 is the source of this 1320-nucleotide messenger RNA. RefSeq lists its product as hypothetical. Gene Ontology annotation, molecular function: metal ion binding; lactoylglutathione lyase activity. The coding region runs from base 517 to 1152 and encodes 211 amino acids. Lineage: Eukaryota; Haptophyta; Isochrysidales; Noelaerhabdaceae. The record is from RefSeq and is a predicted model, not a curated record. The transcript is spliced from 13 exons.